GUUAUCAUUUAGUAAUUAAUGUUUGGAAUGCUGUCUUGCAAGAUUCCAAGUUUAAUAGACUAGAGUGCUGUGAAGUAUUAACAAUGCCUGCUGCAUAGAUAAUCAUGGCAUAGGAGAUAGCAGAAGGAACUUGAUAGCUUGGAGGUAGGAAGAGGCACUUAUGUUUGAGCAGUGAUUCUCAAAAUGUGGAUCCUGGACUUCCAACAUCAGCAUCAUCUAGGAUCUUGUUAAAAAUACACAUUGUCCUAGGGAGAUGUAGGAGAAGGAGAUUUGGGGGAAUGAUGAGGAUUUCUAUUUUGGACAUGUUGAAUUUAAAGUAGUCAUAGGUCAUCUCUGGAUAGUUAUGGCCAACAGGUAAUUGGUUGCCUAUAUCAGGAGCUCAGAAGAGAGAUCUGGGCUUGGAUUAAAGAUCUGAGUGUUGUAUUUGUAUUAGAUAGUGGUUGAAGCUGUGAAACUGGAUGAAGUCCUAUAUAGACAGAAUAUAAAAUGAGAAGUGAAGAGGGUGGAUUCUAAAGAAUACUGCAUAUAAGAGGCAGGUAGAGAGGAUGAGGAGCCUGUGUAGUUCCUCUGAGAAUGAGUAGCUAGAGAGAUAACUGGAAAAUUAGCACUGUGAUGUCAGAUUAAAGGGAAUUUUAAGGAGGAAAGAGUCAGCUGUGAAGAGAUAUUGCAGAGAUCAGGAAAGAGAACUUAAAAAAGUCUUUUGGAGGGAUCAGGAAAGUUUCAGUGACUUGGGCAAUAGUAGUUUGUUUUAAUGGUGACAAAGAAAGCCAGGAUGUAGUGAGCUGAGUAAUAAAUAUGGCCAAACAUUGAGUUUAGACUGCUCUUUAAAGCCUUGAAUAGGAGAGAGAAUAGAAGCCAGAAAAUUUAAAUUUGAGGAAGGAUUUAUAUUGGGGUCAAAACAAUGAGUCAGGAAAGAGGGAGAAGGUUGUCUUUUGAAUCUUUUCAAAGGGAAAAGAUGGGAUUAUUGACAGUUUGAUGUCCCCAAGGAGGUGGGAAGGGAUAUGACUCUCCUUAGCCAAGAGGAGGGAUUGUUCUCAUCCUUUAUCAAGACUGGGAAGGAGAUAAAGAUGGAAACUAUUAAUGUAGGCUGCAUAAGAGUUUAGGCUGGAAAGGAAGUCAUGUUAAGUUGUAAAUGACCUUAACUGCUUGACUUCAUUUUGGUCCCAUUGGGAAACCAUUGAUUAAUCUGGAAAUGAGAUGCUGGGUGAUUUGGAAGGGGUGGAAAUUGUAGGUAGGAGUACUGCUUUGUGGUAUUACAGAUAAGAAGUUAUAAGAAUUUGAAAGCAAAUAGAUACAGAGACAUUUUAAAUAUGGAAUUGAAUAGAGUUAAAAACUUUCUGAGGAAACAGAAUCAUAAAGGAUGACCCAUGCUGGUGAUUGGAUAUAAAGAGAGCUCUACAUAAUUAAUAAAAGCAGGAAAGUAGGACUGAGUUGCUGGUUAAAAGAAGUGUGAAAAGAAGGCAAGUUUGGUUUGAGGCAGUGAGUUUGAUGAGCUUGAGAACUCCACUAUAAGUUUCUGUUUAACAAACUUGACAAUAUGUACUUGUGUGAAAGAAGUGGAGUUAGAAUAUUUGAGUCAAGAUAAUAGCUAAAGGGAGGAUUAUAAGGGUGAUGAUGAAGAAGACACUGAUGAAAUUGGCCAUUUGAAGAAUAUUGAUAAUCUCUAAGACUAACUUCAGUAAUGUCCUAAGUGACAAAAGUAAGAUUUCAAGGGAAUGUAAACUCUGUGAAUGCAGAGACCUUGUCUUCAUUGUUAUAUUCCAGAUACUUGGGAAGUAAUAGAUAUUAAGUACUGUUUGAAGAAGGAAUAUGUGAAUGAAUAAGUGGAACGAAGGCAUAGAUGUUGAUAAGGCAUUGGAGGCAGGAAAUGAGGCAAGUUAUCCUUUGGAAAUGUGCUCACACUUUGAUGCGGAUGAGAUUAAAAGGUUAGGAAAGAGAUUUAAGAAGCUCGAUUUGGACAAUUCUGGUUCUUUGAGUGUGGAAGAGUUCAUGUCUCUGCCUGAGUUACAACAGAAUCCUUUAGUACAGCGAGUAAUAGAUAUAUUCGACACAGAUGGGAAUGGAGAAGUAGACUUCAAAGAAUUCAUUGAGGGAGUCUCUCAGUUCAGUGUCAAAGGAGAUAAGGAGCAGAAGUUGAGGUUUGCUUUUCGUAUCUAUGACAUGGAUAAAGAUGGCUAUAUUUCCAAUGGGGAACUCUUCCAGGUGUUGAAGAUGAUGGUGGGGAACAAUCUGAAAGAUACACAGUUACAGCAAAUUGUAGACAAAACCAUAAUAAAUGCAGAUAAGGAUGGAGAUGGAAGAAUAUCCUUUGAAGAAUUUUGUGCUGUCGUAGGUGGCCUAGAUAUCCACAAAAAGAUGGUGGUAGACGUGUGACUCUUAAGAGUACCACCCAACACUUUUGCUUUCUUCUCCAUCUCUGAAGAUCUGCUCAAGACGUCCAGCAAUGCUCUCUGUGUAUUUAAAUGGAAGUAUUUUUCUCUGUGAAGCCACAUUUUCCAACAUGAGCCUCAUGAAGCCAACUAAGUGUUAUUGAACUCUUACUCUCUCAAUAACUCAGUGUAGCACUUUAAAGUCUGAAGGACAGCAACAUGAAAAGAGCAUAUCAAUGUGAUGGAGAAAGGGAAGGGGUUGGCUUUUUAAUUUAUUUUUCUUCAUCUUUUAUAACAAGAAAGUAUCUAUAUAUACAUAUGUAAAUAUUUAUAUAUAGAUAUAUGUAGCUUUCUAUAUAUGUAGUAGGUUGGCUUUAAUUUAAUAUACUUGAUUCAGAAACAAAACAAUAGAGUACAAAAGUGCCAAGCAGAACAUAAAACAUCCUUACUUUUAUUUCACACAGUUUUAUAUAUAGAUAGAAGAUUGUACAAUUUGAGCCGGGUGUUAGGCCAGCUAUUUUCCUUUUCCUGUGCUUUCUCCUUUGAGAGAUUGACAAAGCAUUUGUUAAUGUCCUAUUAUUUACCAUAAUUACAUUUUUGUAACCAAGGAGUCUGUAACUUUAUUUAUACUUAUUAUAUUUCCAGGGACUAUGUCUCAUUGCUGAGCAGCUUUUCAUACACCUCUGCUUGAGGAGAAAGUUUAAGUUCAGUGCUACUGCCAAGAGCUAGUUCUUGUGUUCAUAUGGUAACUGCACAGUGCUUAUGGCUGCUUCAUUCUGUUACUUUGUAACUAGGAGCCAUUGCAUUUAUUAAUUAAUGUCCCUGAGUAAAUGUCAGUUACCAGUUGUGAUUUUAUACAUAAAGGCCAGAAGCUGUCUUAGGCAAUCAUGAUUUAUUGUAAGCAUUACUUAAUGAAGAAUACCUGAAGUAAUCAUGUAACUACUUAGGAUAUCCAUUUGUUUCAUUACAUGGGUAAAUAAUUUGUCAUUAAACUUGUGUUUGAAUCAUGAAUUUCCCUUCUGUGUUUCAAAAUACUUGCAGCAAAUCUAAAAAUCUGGUGAUAUUUAAUGUGCAUGUAUAUAUCUAAACACCCACAUAUAUUUGUGAUUUAAGUGGGAGAAGUCUUGCUAAUUAUAUGUCACAGAAGAGCAAAAUUCUAUUCAAAUUUAUACCUCUCCUUACCAUAAGGAAUAGAGAAUGCAUGAUGGUUUUUCCUUGAUUUGCCCAUAUAAUUGGUAAUGGAUGAUAACUUAAUAAAUUUGUGUGAUAUAAAAGUAGUAUAUCAUGUUCUACCACUUGAUGUUAUCCCUUCCCUUUUCUGCAAAGGUACUAUUGGCUGGAAGAAAAACAUUUUGGUUAGCUUUGUAUGACAGUAGUCCUUCCCUACAUAGUUUUUCUAUAAAAACUGGUUUUUAUAAUCAUGAGUGGAAAAGGGCAGGUUGAAUCAAGGUGAAUGAAUCUUAAAUGAGCACACCUGCCUGCCAUCGCUGUUCCUUCAACUGAGUGCUGCACAUCAUGGGCUCUGUCUGUGAGAGAAAAAUCCCGGUGCUUGGUGUCCUUGCAUGACAUGGAGUUUUGCAUGUAGAUCAAUUUAAAAUGUACCUCUUGUUUACAUAAUUUGCAUAAUUUUAAAAGAUAAUGUUGCCAAACU
Messenger RNA from Microcebus murinus (gray mouse lemur), 4020 nucleotides. The record is from RefSeq and is a predicted model, not a curated record. Lineage: Eukaryota; Metazoa; Chordata; Mammalia; Primates; Cheirogaleidae.